This is a messenger RNA of Pieris macdunnoughi, 3075 nucleotides long. Lineage: Eukaryota; Metazoa; Arthropoda; Insecta; Lepidoptera; Pieridae. The record is from the annotation of a GenBank genome assembly.
AUGGCGAAACUAUUAAGUCAAGAGUUACCAGAUAUCGAGAAUUUACUCAAAUUAAAUCCAAAAGUCAAGCCUUUUAGCAACUUGGUACCAUCGGCGCAGACGAAGAAAAAUAAACAGCAUUGGAAGCGUAAUACGGACAGAAAAUGCACUACUUGUCCCUCACUGAAGAACAAUUUCGACGACAUCAAACAUACUACUCUAUCCGAGCGUGGCGCCCUCAAGGAAGCUGCUAGGUGCCUUAAAUGUGCCGAUGCGCCUUGCCAGAAGUCCUGCCCAACCCAAAUAGACGUCAAGAGUUUUAUCACCAGCAUUUCUAAUCGAAACUAUUAUGGAGCAGCUAAAGCAAUAUUAUCAGACAACCCUCUUGGACUUACAUGUGGUAUGGUGUGUCCAACAAGUGACCUAUGUGUGGGAGGGUGUAACCUUCACGCAAGCGAGGAAGGCGCUAUUAACAUCGGUGGAUUGCAGCAUUUCGCUGUUGAUAUUUUUAUGAAGAUGGGUAUCCAACAAACUCUGGACCCCGAUACGAAGCCGUUACCGAAGGGUGGUGAUCAAAAAAUUGCUCUCAUUGGCGGAGGCCCUGCGAGUAUUAGUUGUGCCUGCUUCUUGGCUAGACUUGGGUACAAGAACCUUACUGUUUACGAGAAGCAACAGUACCUCGGAGGUCUCAGUUCAUCUGAGAUUCCCCAAUAUCGCUUACCCUUCGACGUAGUCCAAUAUGAAGUAGAGUUAGUCAAGAAUUUAGGGGUCAAAUUUGUCACUGGAAGAGCGCUCUCUGUCAACGAUAUUACUGUUGAUGGUCUCUUAAACGACGGUCAUGCUGCUGUGUUCCUUGGUAUCGGUCUUCCAGAGCCUAAAAGUGUUCCAAUAUUCAAGAACUUAACCCAGGAUAUGGGUUUCUUUACCAGCAAGGAUUUUUUGCCGCUUGUAUCUAAAGGCAGUAAGAAAGGUAUUUGUGCGUGCAAACCCACUUUACCCGAAUUAUAUGGGAAUGUAAUAGUAUUGGGUGCGGGAGACACAGCCUUUGAUUGCGCAACUUCCGCUCUUCGCUGUGGAGCUAGGCGAGUCUAUGUCGUGUUUAGAAAAGGAUUUACGAACAUUAGGGCUGUGCCUGAGGAGGUAGAUUUAGCGAAGGAAGAAAAAUGCGAAUUUGUUCCAUUUAUGUCCCCUCGUGAAGUUAUAGUACGAGAUGGAAAGAUAACAGCUUUGAAGAUGUGUCGUACAGAACAACUAGAUAAUGGUGAUUGGAUUGAAGAUGAAGAUCAGGUGAUGCAGCUCAAAGCUAACUUCAUUAUCUCAGCGUUUGGUUCUGGGCUCUAUGAUACGGAUGUAAAAAAAGCGAUGUCAGGUGUCAAAUUAUCACGUUGGGGUCUCCCUGAUGUUGAUGGAAGUACAUUACAAAGCGUUUCCGAACCACGUGUGUUCGUCGGUGGAGAUUUAGCCGGCCUUGCCGAGACCACUGUGGAAUCAGUCAAUGAUGGAAAGACUGCCGCUUGGUAUAUGCACUGUUAUCUACAGGGUAUCCCGUUUGACGCCCCUGCGGAGCUACCAAAAUUCCAUUGCCCCAUUGACGACGUGGACCUGUCAGUGGAGGUGUGCGGUAUCAAGUUUGAGAACCCUUUCGGCCUUGCGAGUGCUCCUCCUACAACAAGCUCUGCGAUGAUUCGACGAGCUUUCCAGCAGGGAUGGGGCUUCGCUGUCACAAAAACUUUUGGUCUGGAUAAGGAUAUUGUAACCAACGUGUCACCUCGUAUCGUGCGUGGAGUGACAUCAGGCGAGAAUUUUGGUCCAGGGCAGGGAUCCUUCCUCAACAUCGAACUAAUCUCAGAGAAGAGCGAGGCAUACUGGUGUCAAAGUAUAAAGGAACUCAAGCGAGAUUUCCCUACUAAGGUUGUAAUAGCGUCAAUAAUGUGCUCGUAUAAUGAAGAAGAUUGGACCAAUUUAGCAACGAAGGCAGAAGCGUCAGGCGCUGAUGCUCUAGAACUGAACUUAUCCUGCCCUCACGGCAUGGGUGAAAGCGGUAUGGGACUCGCUUGUGGACAGGAUCCCAUGCUCGUCAAAGGCAUAUCUCAAUGGGUGCGAAAAGCAAUUAAAAUACCAUUUUUCGUCAAAUUAACGCCGAAUAUUACAGAAAUUGUAACUAUCGCUAAUGCUGCUUAUGAAGGUGGCGCUAGUGGAGUGUCAGCAAUCAACACUGUAUCUGGCCUUAUGACUGUCAAAGCUGACGCCACACCUUGGCCUGGAGUUGGUAUAGAGAAAAAGACUACAUAUGGCGGUGUAUCAGGCAACGCUACUCGGCCUAUGGGACUUCGGGCAGUAUCUUCAAUAGCCAACAAAUUACCCGGUUUCCCAAUACUCGGAAUUGGAGGCAUUGAUUCCGCAGACUCAGCACUGCAAUUUAUACUCUGUGGAGCGCCAGUUGUUCAGAUAUGCAGUGCUGUACAGAACCAAGACUUCACAUUGGUAGAUGACUACAUUACAGGUCUUAAAGCUUUAUUGUACUUACGUUCAAAGGGACUUAACGGUUGGGUCGGCCAAUCCCCACCGAGCUUUAAACAUCAGAAAGGAAAACCUGUUCAGACACUGUACGACGAUAAUGGAAAGGUACUAGCCCACUUUGGGCCAUACCAACAGAAACGUGAACGAAUGCUUGAAACGUUACGAGAAAAUUCCGAUUUAAACGAUGAUUCGAUCUUAAAUAAUGGCUCUGUCAAUGGUAACUGUGAAGUGCCAAAGAUCAAAGAUGUUUUAGGUCUGGCAUUACCAAGGAUUGGUACUUACAAACAGCUAGAUAAUACAAAACAAGUUGUUGCUCUUAUUGACGACGACAUGUGUAUAAACUGCGGUAAAUGUUACAUGGCCUGUGCUGAUUCGGGAUACCAGGCUAUUGAGUUUAACGCUGAUACCCACAUCCCGCGGGUGACUGACGACUGCACAGGAUGUACAUUAUGUUUGUCUGUGUGUCCCAUCAUUGACUGUAUUUCUAUGGUGCCUAAGAAAAUCCCUCAUAUCAUCAAAAGAGGGUUCCAUUACCAAGUCCAUCCUAUAUCACCAUUAGAUGGGGUGUGUCAAUAA